GAGAAAUCAGUCAUGGGGCUGCUGCUGCCGAUUCUUCUUGCCUUUCUUGCUGCUCUGCUAGGAGGGCUGUACCUUCUCGGGGUUUUUCGACAACGGAGACCAGGAGAACCCCCUUUGGAUAAGGGGCUCAUGCCUUGGCUGGGUCAUGUCUUAGAGUUUCGCAAGAACACAUUGAAGUUCCUGGAGAGGAUGACGCAAAAGCAUGGCGAUGUGUUCACAGUACAGCUGGGAGGGUGUUAUAUUACAUUCCUUCAGGACCCUCUUUCGUUUGGGUCGCUUGUUAAGGAGAGCAGAGAAAAACUGGACUUCAGUAAAUUUGCUGUUCAAUUGGUAUACAGAGUGUUUGGUUACAAAGCUGUAGAGAAUGGACACCAAAUUCUCCAUAUGGCCAGCAACAAGCACCUCAAGGGGGAUGGUCUGGAAGUAAUGACACAAGCCAUGAUGAGUAAUUUGCAGAACCUAAUGUUGCACAACAUAGGCACAUCUGCAGACGAAGGAACCUGGAUAGAUGAGGGGUUGUUUAAUUACAGCUAUAAUAUUGUCUUCAGGGCCGGCUACUUAUCUCUAUUUGGUAAUGAGCCACACAACACAGAGGGAAAUGAGAGUAAAGUCAAAGAGAAAGACCGAGUUGAUUCACAAGCCUUAUUUUACAAGUUUCGUAAAUAUGACCAACUCUUUCCCAACCUGGCCUACGGGAUUCUGCUGCCAAUGCAAAGGUUGGAAGUCGAGAGGCUAAUGGGAUUUUUCUUGGACAGUGUAUCAGUGCAGAAGAUAAAGUCAAGGGACAAUGUGAGUCGUUGGUUGUGGGACAUCCAGCAGGCCACAGAGGAGCUUGGUUCAGAGGAGACAAUGAGAAGCAGAUACAUGUUUGUGCUUCUUUGGGCCUCUCAGGGCAACACAGGGCCUUCUGCAUUCUGGCUGCUCUUUUUCCUCAUGAAACACCCAGAAGCCAUGGCAGCAGUGAAGGAAGAAGUAGAUACACUUCUGAAGGAAUUUGGGCAAGAAGUCCAACCUGGUGGGCCUUUAGUAAACCUGACCCGUGAAAUGCUGAUGAAAACACCAGUCCUGGACAGUGCUGUAGAAGAGACCCUCCGACUCACUACUGCACCUGUCCUCACCAGAGCAGUACUUCAGGAUAUGACCCUCAAGAUGGCUGAUGGGCGUGAGUACUUCCUACGAAAGGGGGACAGAAUGGCAGUCUUUCCUUACAGUGCCGUUCACAUUGACCCAGAGAUCCACCCUGACCCACAUGCAUUCCAAUAUAACCGCUUUCUCAAUCCAGACGGGACCAAGAAAACUGAUUUCUACAAAGCAGGAAAGAAGGUGAAGUACUACAACAUGCCCUGGGGUGCGGGGGUCUCCAUGUGUCCUGGGCGUUUCUUUGCUACCAAUGAGCUGAAACAGUUUGUUUUCCUCAUGUUGGUUUAUUUUGAGUUUGAGCUGAAGAAACCCGAUGAGAUGAUACCUGGAAUCGACUUCAAGCGAUGGGGCUUUGGAUCAAUGCAACCCGACAGAGAUGUUGAGUUUCGAUACAGACUCAGAUAUUAAACGAAGCAAUGGUUAAAAUCUUUCUGAUUAAAUGUUACCUGAUUUUAGACAUCACUGUCUGUAAGUACUUUGAAAAUUGUGAUUCUAGUAUUAAGGGCUAUUUGUGUUUUCAUACUAUACCAAUUUUGAAUUGUAUUAGAUGUCUGUACAGGGGCGAGUAAAAAAAAGAAGAAAGAGCCGGUGUUAUCUAGCUGUUGUUGUAGGUCAUGAACUCGAUUGGAACGUCAUUCUGUUUGUAGAUAUAGAAGGUCAAGGUUGGGUUUUAUUCUGGAAAGUUCCGACCUCAAAUAACGCAUGUAAUCCAUCCAAAUAACAAAAGGUCACAUUGAUGAUUAAUGUGACUGGCGUAGAAAUAUAUUGAUACACAAAAACACAUGUAUUUACAAAAUCUGAAUUUUGACCAAUUUGAACUAUUUUUAGAGUUCGAAUAGAAUUACUAACAAAGCACUUAUAUACUAAUAAAGGACUGGCUUAUCUAAAGCCAGUUGAGUAGCACUUGAAAUGUGUUGGCUCUAUGAAACCUGAUGUACUUAUAUGAUUCUGUUUUCUUCAAGUUUGUAUUUUGUUGGUCGAACACACUUAUUGUAAGUCGCUUUGGAUAAAAGCGUCAGCUAAAUGCAAUGUAAUAGUAAUAGUUCAUAUGUGUCACCUGUAAAUGUAAUUAUAUGCCUGCUUCUUUUAUGCAAUUUAGGUUUCAUAUCUUACAUUUCUCUUCCUAAUUGAAAACUGAAGGAGUUUACCAAUAUUCUUAAUAUAAUUAUACUAUUUUUCCAAGUUGGUGGUGGAGGAUGUGGAUUAUUGUGUUGAUUGUUGAACCACAGAAAUAAUACAAUGUUCCAAACUGUAUAGAAUAUAAUGGUAUGCCAUUCAGUAAUAAGACUGGGAAUAGAUAUAUUUCUGUAAUUGCUGUGCUGCAAUCCAACAUAUUAUAUCUUGCUGUUGUAAUACAAAACAAUGAUUAAAAUACUUGUUCCACUAUGAGUUGGGAAAAAGUGACAACAUAACUUUUACAACUAACAAAUAAUAACAUUGUAUUUACUAUAAUAAUAAUACACUUCAAAUUGAACACUAAAUGUUUUACAAAGAUCGCUUAUUUGAUGAACCCACAAUGGUGGAACGCACUAUGGUUUUCGAAAUGUAUGGUUUUCUUAAAAUAAUAAAAAUAUCAUCACUAAUAGAGUA
This is a messenger RNA of Gymnodraco acuticeps, 2730 nucleotides long. Its product is annotated as 5-beta-cholestane-3-alpha,7-alpha-diol 12-alpha-hydroxylase-like. The transcript has a single exon. The record is from RefSeq and is a predicted model, not a curated record. Lineage: Eukaryota; Metazoa; Chordata; Actinopteri; Perciformes; Bathydraconidae. Gene Ontology annotation, molecular function: sterol 12-alpha-hydroxylase activity; heme binding; iron ion binding. Bases 13 to 1548 code for a protein of 511 amino acids.